This is a messenger RNA of Trypanosoma grayi, 714 nucleotides long. RefSeq lists its product as hypothetical. The record is from RefSeq and is a predicted model, not a curated record. NCBI's taxonomy places the organism in Eukaryota, Euglenozoa, Kinetoplastea, Trypanosomatida, Trypanosomatidae. The transcript has a single exon. Bases 1 to 714 code for a protein of 237 amino acids.
AUGGAUAGUGUGGCCGAGAAGAGUGACUCUAGCACCGCAGCCCACAAACCAGAAUUCCGCGGCGUUAUCAUCGAUGACGAAGUGAAGGUGUUGUCAUCUGUGGAGAACCCUCUUUCAGUGCACGGGAGCUUUGUCUUGACCAAGACCGGCGACCGAGUCCUGGCUCCCGCUCCAUCAGGCAUCUUAGCGCGAGGGAAGAACACCGCCUCACCGCCUGAAAGCUGGUUUCUCCCAGACGUUCCCGUCGUGGAAGGACACGAUGGGAGUGGUUGCCCUAGCGGUAGGGCAGAAAGCAAUGCAGCGGCCCCCCCAAAGGUAGAAAAAGAGGUCGCACCCCGGGUGAAGCACCAGAGGUGGUCGCCAAGGAUUUCAUAUGAUGACCCCACGUGUGGCACAGAAGUUGGAGGUUCAGGGGAAGGAGAAGGAUCAGUCCGUGUAUCAAUGCCAGAGCGCACAAUACAGAGCGCUGCCGCUGCCACAGGGACGGCUCUUGCCAUGGAGCCCUCAAUCUCAGAGUCUGCAAGAUCCCCAGACAGUAAGCCUCAUAGUCGGCGGUUUCAGCGGUCAAAAAACCGAAGACCAGUAGGGGUCCCGGACGCGGCAAACAUAUCGACCGAAGCCCCUGCAGUGGAUAUCCGUGGCGUGGGAGAGAUGCCAACGGCUGCCAAAAACCGCUUCUCCGCCGAACAUUUCCCCCUCGUGUUCGACUGGUAG